Molecule: messenger RNA, 2152 nt
Organism: Panicum virgatum (switchgrass)
Lineage: Eukaryota; Viridiplantae; Streptophyta; Magnoliopsida; Poales; Poaceae
Product: L-ascorbate oxidase-like
Exons: 2
Coding region: 179-1888 (569 amino acids)
Cellular component (GO): extracellular region
Molecular function (GO): copper ion binding; oxidoreductase activity
Source: RefSeq, a predicted model, not a curated record
CACACACCGGCUUAUUGCCUCAGCAUUCAGCAACAGGCACUCCAAAUCAGCUGCCAUCCCGGCCGGCGCCGGAUCGCCGCACACAUUUCUUCCCGUCCCCUGAGACCCUGAGAGCGACAGGAGAAGCCGCUACCUACAGGAGGAGAGAGCUGAGCCUGAGCGCCUUCACUGCUCAGAAAUGGGCCGGCCGCCGCGCCUCCUCUGCUGCCUCUUCCUGGCCCUCUCCCUGGCCGCGGCGGCGCGCGCCGCCACGCGCCACCACGAGUGGGAGAUCAGCUACCAGUUCAAGCACUCGGACUGCGUGCGCAAGCUCGCCGUCACCAUCAACGGGCAGACCCCCGGGCCGACCAUCCGCGCCGUGCAGGGCGACACCGUGGUGGUCCGGGUCAAGAACUCGCUGCUGACGGAGAACGUGGCCAUCCACUGGCACGGCAUCCGGCAGAUCGGCACGCCCUGGGCCGACGGCACCGAGGGCGUCACGCAGUGCCCCGUCCUCCCCGGCGACGUCUUCACCUACGCCUUCGUCGUCGACCGCCCGGGCACCUACAUGUACCACGCGCACUACGGGAUGCAGCGCUCGGCGGGGCUCAACGGGCUCAUCGUCGUCGCGGCGGCGCCCGGCGGGCCCGACGCCGAGCCGUUCGCGUACGACGGCGAGCACGAGGUGCUGCUCAACGACUGGUGGCACAAGAGCACCUACGAGCAGGCGGCGGGGCUGGCGUCGGCGCCCAUCGUCUGGGUCGGGGAGCCGCAGUCGCUGCUCAUCAACGGCCGCGGCAGGUUCGCCAACUGCUCCGCCAUGGCCGCCGGGGCCUGCAACGCCGCCCACCCGGAGUGCGCCCCGCAGGUGUUCGCCGUCGUGCCGGGCAAGACCUACAGGUUCCGCAUCGCCAGCGUCACGUCCCUGUCGGCGCUCAACUUCGAGAUCGAGGGCCACCAAAUGACGGUGGUGGAGGCCGACGGGCACUACGUGAAGCCGUUCGUGGUGAAGAACCUCAACAUCUACUCCGGCGAGACCUACUCGGUGCUCAUCAAGGCCGACCAGGACCCCAACCGCAAUUACUGGCUUGCCUCCAACGUCGUCAGCCGCAAGCCCGGCACGGCCACCGGCACCGCCGUCCUCAGCUACUACGGCGGGCGCAGCAGCCCUCGCCGCCCCCCACCGACCGCCCCUCCCACGGGCCCCGCCUGGAACGACACCAUGUACCGGUUCCGGCAGAGCGUGGCGACGGUGGCGCACCCGGCGCACGUCGAGCCCCCGCCGCCGCGCGCCGACCGCACCAUCCUCCUCCUCAACACCCAGAAUAGGAUCGACGGGCGCACCAAGUGGGCGAUCAACAACGUCUCCUUCACCCUGCCGCACACGCCGUACCUGGUGGCCAUGAAGAGCGGCCUCCUGGGCGCAUUCGACCAGCGGCCGCCGCCGGAGACGUACGAGCACCGGGGCUACGACGUCUACGCCGUGCAGGAGAACCCGAACGCGACGACCAGCGACGGGCUGUACCGGCUGCGGUUCGGGUCCGUCGUCGACGUGGUGCUGCAGAACGCCAACAUGCUGGCGGCCAACAACAGCGAGACGCACCCGUGGCACCUGCACGGGCACGACUUCUGGGUGCUCGGCUACGGCAUCGGCCGCUUCGACCCAGCGGUGCACCCGUCGACGUACAACCUCAGGGACCCCAUCCUCAAGAACACGGUGGCCGUGCACCCCUACGGCUGGACGGCGCUGCGGUUCAAGUCCGACAACCCCGGCGUGUGGGCGUUCCACUGCCACAUCGAGGCCCAUUUCUUCAUGGGGAUGGGCAUCGUCUUUGAGAAAGGCGUCGAGCGGGUCGCCGAGCUCCCACGGGACAUCAUGGGGUGCGGGAAGACAAAGGGUGGCCACUGAUUGACGAGUCACUCAUUAACUGAAUAGCCAGCUGCACGGGUUAAAUUUCUUGCACUGAUCGAUCGAUAAUUCGAUGUACCACCAUUCAUUUUCUUCUUUUGUUUCUAAUUAUUAAAUCGAUCAUCAAAUGAAAUCCAUGAUUGUUGUGGGUAAUUAUUAGAUUUGUAAUGUGCAUUAUUUACAGUCCUGUGAUUUGGAUUUUUUCCUGUAGUAAUAUACUAAAAUGAGUGCCUUUAGCUACGAAAAUAGAUAUUCAUAUGAAAA